Molecule: messenger RNA, 2070 nt
Organism: Strongyloides ratti
Lineage: Eukaryota; Metazoa; Nematoda; Chromadorea; Rhabditida; Strongyloididae
Exons: 4
Coding region: 1-2070 (689 amino acids)
Source: RefSeq, a predicted model, not a curated record
AUGCAAGUUAGAUGCCCAGAGUGUUUCAAUCAUAAUAAUCCGGAAAAUAGUUUAAAAAUUCCAAUUUCUAAUUUUGAAUCACAUUUUUCAUUAUAUCAUUAUGUUGAAUGUAAAUAUGAUAAAAAAAAAUAUAAAUGUGUUGAAGAUUCAUGUAUAAAACAAAGAGGAGAUAGAUUUUGCAAAUCAUUCUUAACUGAAUACAAUGUUGCUUCUUAUAAAAGGCAUUUGAUUAGAAAACAUUUUCAAAAACCCUCAAAUAUUGGAAAUAAUAGUUCAUUUCAAUUUCAAGAUUCUACAAAUUCAAUUGAAUCUAUGGAAAUUGAUACUACACAACCUGAAAUAUCUUCUAUUUCAGAAAACAGAAAUUAUCAAGAUUUUCUUCAAACUAAUAGUGAAAAUGAUUUAUGGCAAUUUGAAGAAGAAUUAGAUUUAUUUGAAGAACCAUUUUUAAUGGAAAAUGAAGAAUUAAUGCCCUUAACAAUUACAGAAUGGGAAAUUUAUUAUAAAAAAUUGAUAUUUCAAUUUUUUGAUAACUGUCCAGGAACAGAAAAGUAUUUUAAACAAUUGAAGCAUUUUUUAACAGAUGCAAUAGCACCGUUGAAAUCACAAGAAACUAUUAAUGCUAAAUGCGGUUUGUUAAAAAUAUCCUGUGAAAAUAUAAUAAAAGAUGGCAAGAAAUUGAUACAAAACUUAGACAUUACUGAUGAGAAUGAAAUUAUUGUGCCAAGAGAUGAUAUAAAUAAUGAAUCUAUAAGAAAAGACAGAGAAUUUUUUUACUAUUUGCCAUUAGAAGAAUCAGCACCAUUAUUAAUGAAAAAACUUCAAAUUCCACCUGUUGAAAAAUUGAGAAUAAUUUUAUAUGCUGAUGACAUACAAUCAAAUAAUCCUUUAAGUUCUCAUCGUGCUACAGGAUCAUUUUUACAUGUUUCAUAUAAAAUUCAUUUGCCAGGAAAUACUGAAGUUGCUAAAUUAACUUCAAAAGUUAAGAAUAUACAAACUAUUGGAGUAAUUAAAUCAGAAGUUACAAAAACAACAAAAUAUGACAAAUUAUUAAAAUUUUUAAUUGAUAAAAUUGAAAAUCUUCAAAUUGAUUACAAAAAAAAGAUUGUAAAAUUUGAAAUUAUGGCAUUAGCUGGAGAUCAUGUUUUCCUUCAAGAUGUUUAUCAUUUACCAAAAUCAUUCAAUGGAAAUGGUGGCUCAUGUUGUAGAACAUGCUUAAUAGAAAAUCGUCAUUUUCAUUUGUUUAGAAAAUGUGAAGAUGUCAACAAAGAAGAUGUGUUGCGAUACAAUCAAUUUGAAGCAAGUGUAAAAUAUCCGCUGAAUGAAUACUCUGAUCCAUUCCAUGAUCUACUUGAAGGAAUUUUAGGAGAUUGUAUUUAUGGAACAUGCCAGAAAAUAGCUUUUUAUGACAAGAAAUUUCAAAAAAAGCAUAUUGAAACUUCUAUAAAUUGGAAUGAAGUUGAAAAAGAAAUAAGAAUUUUAAAUAAAUCUGAUAAAAAAAGUCAAAAUAUUUCAACAGUUAUUAGAGAUGGAUAUUUUGCUUCAAAAUUAUCAUUUGAGAAUCCCCAAAAGAAAGAUUCCUUCACUCUUACAGGGGCAGAACAGUUAUCAUUUGGAAGGGCAUUAUGGAAACUUUGGAGUAGUCAAAAAGGAUUAGAAAUUUUUGCUGAAGCAGAUACAGAAAUUUUCUUAAAUGCAAAAGAAUUAUUAGGAAAAAUUCUUAAUGUUUGUCAAUUAACGUUUAUGAAAAAAGAAUUUUUUGAUAAUGAUAUUGCAAUUUUAGAAAAAGAAAUUAAUAGUUUUCAAAAUCUAUAUUAUAAUUUUAUGCAUCCAGAAACAAAAGAUACAAUGAAAUUACAUUCAAUAUUACAUUACCCACUUUUUGCAAAGAAUUACCGAUCAUUAUGGGUAAUUAAUUGUAUCCGAUUUGAAUCAAGUAAUAGACGGAUAAAAAAAUUACAUUCAAUUAGCAAUAAUAAAACAAAUCCAUCAUUUACAAUCAUGGGGAAACUUGUUCAAAAAUAUGUUGCAAAAAACAUUUGUAAAAUAAAUCAAUCAUACAUAAAAUAA